GCAGCAGCACUAGCAAGUCGCAGCCGGCGGUAGUGUGUGUGUGGCUGUUGGCAAAGAGAUAGCGAACCUAGCGAAGGAAGGGUGGCCUUUUCCCCGUCAAAUCUAAUUUAUCUCCGGUCCAUGUGCUUUGCUGACUAAAAUGCUGAUCAAGGAAUUCCGUGUCACUCUUCCCCUGACCGUGGAAGAGUACCAGGUGGCACAACUUUACUCUGUCGCUGAGGCGAGUAAAAACAACACAGGAGGUGGAGAAGGAAUAGAAGUUUUGAAAAAUGAGCCGUUCACAGACUAUCCAUUGCUCGGAGGAAAAUAUUCUUCAGGGCAAUAUACGUAUAAAAUUUACCAUUUGGCAAGCAAAGUGCCAGCAUUCAUCCGUCUCUUGUUACCGAAAAACUCUCUGGAAAUACAUGAAGAAGCGUGGAAUGCGUAUCCCUACUGCAAAACAGUGAUAACUAACCCAGGAUACAUGAAGGAGAAUUUUAUUAUUAUGAUUGAAUCCUUCCACAUUGGAGAUGUAGGAAACCAGAACAAUGUGCACGAAUUACCUGCUGAUAAGUUGAAAAUUCGGGAAGUUGUUUACAUAGACAUAGCUAAUGAUCCAAUAGCUAGUGCCGAUUAUAAGGCAGAUGAAGAUCCGUCUACGUUCCAUUCAAAAAAGACAGGCCGAGGGCCGCUGGUUGGCAAGGACUGGAAAAAUAAUGUUCAGCCUGUAAUGACCUGUUACAAAUUAGUAACUUGUGAGUUUAAGUGGUUUGGUCUGCAGACCCGGGUUGAAAACUUCAUCCAGAAGGCAGAAAGACGUUUAUUUACCAAUUUCCAUCGACAAGUCUUCUGUUGGAUGGACCGUUGGUCAGGAUUAACAAUGGCAGACAUUAGGGCCAUUGAGGAUAAUACUAAAGAAGAAUUAGAUAGACAACGACACCAAGGCGAAGUACGAGGUAUGCGAGCUGAAGAUUGAGACAUUGGUGCUCAGUUAUGGAUAAGUUUAAACGAUUUCACUAUAAACACACAUAGGUAUAUACAGCUGUACUUGGUUUUUGCGACCAGGGCUGUUUCCAGAUUUUUUCUGUCUAGAAUACAGCAAUGCAUGUAUUAUUAUUAUUACCACCAUUUUAAUUUAUUUAUAUUUACAAGUGUUUUAGAUAGAUGUACCUAUUGUCAAAGAUUACUAUUAAUAAUAAUAUAAAAUAUUAAUUCUGGGGGGCUCUACUAAAGUAAUGAUUGUUUCAAAUGGGGUUUGAUGGCAAACAAUAUAGACAAUUAAACAACAACAACAAUAAUAAUAAUAAUACUAAAUAGCAUAGUAGCUGGAUAAUAUUAAUUCUAUACGUUCGUUAACAAGCAAUCAGCAAAAGCUUGUCUGAGUACAGGAUGCUCAAAAGUUGUAGCACUGUAUGAAAAUCGUAGUCAAAUAUUAAAAAAAAAAAAGAACCUGCCGCUUAGAAAACUGUCAGCCUAGUCCAUUUAUAGUAAUGAAACAAGUGUUCAAGGUAAAUUAAUCGUAAAACAAACAAAAAUGUAUACAAGUAAUGUUCUGCAUUCAACGCUCGUAAAACGAUGUGUGAGCAUGGCUCAAUAAAUACAGUUCUAGCAGCUUUUUAUCUAGUUUUUUCGAUUUUCAUCGACACUACGUCCGACAAUUCAUUUUGAACAGAAUAGAUUUGAAUAUUAAGAGCUUACUACUUUCAAUACCUACGUUUUAUAAUAGUGUGAACUCAUAUAAUUCCAUUUAAUUUUCCAAGUUUGGCCAUGCGAAACUGAUAUUAUGCCAUGACAAACGAAUACUAUGUUUCUACAUGAUAAUGGGUAUUCCUGAUGAGAUUUUUUUUAAUCCUAAAUAGUAUACUCCAGAGUUGACAGACAAUUAUUUUUUGUAUGUCUUGUUUUUGUUUUGAUGGAAUCAUCAAGUUGGGUACUUUUUACUUUAUCAUUUAUUUUUCUUUCAGUUAAAGCACAUCACACAUAUUUGAGUUCUAUUUUAAAAGCAUAGCCUUAGAUGAUUUUAUCUGUGAACUUAACAAUUUAUUAUUUCCUGCCAGACUUUGUUAUCAGCUUAGAUAUUUUGUAAUGUAAUAUCUAAAACUAUGAAAAAUUGUUCCAGAUUUGAAUGCAAAAAAUGAACAAUUUUCAAUAGAGUGACAAUAUUGAAAUUUAUCAUUUGCUUCUUCCAACGAUUGGUUUGUUCAUUACGAAAAUACCUUUAUCAACUGUUAUUUUGGAAAAUUUUGUACCGACUGAUUAUCUUCUUACAUUUGUUUUCAUACAUGAUUUCUCUCUUCGAUGUCUUGAGUAUAAUUGUAAUGCUGAUUAAAAGUGAUGAGCGCAAGCUUUUUGCAUUUUGCUAGGGUAAAUAGUUAAAUGUAUUUGCAGGCAUAUUUUUGGCAUUUGACUACGAUCCUAAAACGACAUUACCACUACCAAUUGUUUCUUGAAGGUAUAAAUAUGAAUUAUUCUAUGUAAACUAAACGAGUUGAGAUAUACUAUAUAUACACGUAUAUAUGUAUAUAUAUACAUAUAUAAAUAAUUUUAGCUGUCUGUCGAUAAAUGCUAUGGAAAUAACGAGGUGAUUGAAAUUUGGUCAGCAAUGGUCGAAUAAAGGAAGGGUGUACUGUACAUAAAAGAAAUUGCAGUGAAAUUCAAAAUAUUGUGACAUAGUGAUUUGCGCACAUUAGGAUUUUUCACAUUUAAAAAAUUUUUGAUUUUUCUAUGAGCGCAUGCAAAAAAUGCUUAAAAAUGGUCUAAAAAGAGGUCUCAGAAAGACUGAGCACUGUAGCACCAGUUUCAGGAUGUACGAAAACGGUUUUUC
This is a messenger RNA of Diprion similis, 2803 nucleotides long. RefSeq names its product phosphatidylinositol transfer protein alpha isoform (gene vib). Gene Ontology annotation, cellular component: cytoplasm. NCBI's taxonomy places the organism in Eukaryota, Metazoa, Arthropoda, Insecta, Hymenoptera, Diprionidae. The record is from RefSeq and is a predicted model, not a curated record. Gene Ontology annotation, biological process: phospholipid transport. Gene Ontology annotation, molecular function: phosphatidylcholine binding; phosphatidylinositol transfer activity; phosphatidylcholine intramembrane carrier activity. Bases 140 to 955 code for a protein of 271 amino acids. The transcript is spliced from 6 exons.